GCAAGUGGCGGAGCACUUGUCUAGCAUGUAUGAGUCCUUGAGUUUGAUCCUCAGCAUCACAUAAAAAUAAAUAAAGGUUAAAUUACUUUUAAAAACACAUGAAAUGUAAUCAACCUGUUUUUAGACGUAGAUAGCUUAGUGGUGUUGAGUAUGUCCAAGCUGUUGUGCAGCUGAUUUCCUGAACUGUUUCUUCUUGCAAAGCUAAAGCUACUCCAUUAACUCCCAAAGAGACUGGUCCAUCUCUGGAGUUUUCCAUUUCUUAUUUCUGAGAGUAUCCACUGCCUGUAAUCUCCUGCUCCCCCCAGUGCCUGCCUGUGGAACUGCAUCUAUAAAGGCAGCCCACCUGGUAUCAAGACAAACCAGAAGGUAGAACACAGUCACCUUCUCCUUUCUGUCUCCAGGGAGGAGCUGGAUGGAAUUGGGAGUUUAUGCCUGUCGGGGAGAAAGGUAAAGACCAGGAAAAUACUCUGCACUGGCUGAGUACUACAGUCUCCUGAUUUCUAGAAUUCUCAAAAUGGUACUUUGGUGGGAUAUAUCUCCCUAGGGGAACAAGGGCCUAGAACUUCUAGUCAGCCUCCUUGCUGCCGUAUGAUGAGGUGCCGGGUCUCACCACAGUGACAGAGGGCCUGUCAGUACUCAGCACAUUUUACCCUAUGACAGGUAUCCCACUGUGGUUCCAGGUUGGGAGGAGGGGUAUUUUUCUAAAGUAAUAAAUUCUAGGGAAUUUCUAUACUGGCCAUUAACAAAAUAUCCUGCAAAAACAGUGGAGAGCUAGAGUUGGGAGUGUGGACGUGGAUCCUAAUGCUGUAUUGUGAUUUUAACCUCACUAUGUGAUGUCUCCUCUGCCUUGGGGACAUAAAACCACCUCCCUGUGGUGGCUGAGGAAGAAUAAUGAGUUGGAGCAUGUGGAUUGUGACCAGCAGGGCCUGGCACAUAAGUGCCAAUCAUUGGAAAGCAUGGACCUCCUUACUGCAGGGUUUUGUCAUGGCUGCCGCAUCUUGAACCACAGGCCUCUGCCACGAGGAGGACGCAGCCUGAACUACAGACAAGCCUGUCAUUGCCCUUUGUACCCUCAUUAGGAUGACUGCUUGAAGGAAGGCUUGACACCAAGAAGCAAGGGAUAGACAAAGGCUACCAUGUGACAAACAUUCAAACCAUCCUGCCAGUCUGCCAUGCUUCUCUGACAGUUACGGGAAGGAAAUUGCCAACUAGGCAGAAACCCUCAGCUAAGCCAAAUGGGAGGCCACAGACCGGACCUGAGAAGUCCCCUGGGUGUAAGUGGAUCUUGCCUUCCUGGUCGGUUGAGAAGCCUCAAAACUGGUCUCCACUGAGGCCAAAUUUGCAAAGCCUCAGACUCUAGCCACCUUCCUCCUGCUGCCCCUCACCCACUCACACAGGACUUCCCAGUGGCACUUUAGCCCCACAGCCAGGUUGCCUUGGUCUGAAGGUUGCCAGUCAGUCCCUUCAUCUCUGCCAACAAUGUCCCCCAUGUCCCUCAAAGAACUGCUGGCAUGGCAUUCAGCUGUCUGAUCUUUCUGUGCCUCUUCUUGAAUGUGGACUUUGGAGAGGACACACUGAAAUUUCCAAGAUCCACAUGUGAUCCAUGCGCCAGUACCCAGCCCUUCAGGACCAGCAAGUCCAGCUUAUGUGGCACCUCUCCACUGGCUGUCACCUGGAGAGGGCUAGGAGAGGCAAGGACCUGUGCAGCUGCCCCUGCAUCUGUCCUGCCCUGGCUCCUCCCUGCACUCUCUGCCUGCACAGUCAUCAGAGCAGCCUGGCUCCCAGCAGAGGACACAGGGCAGCCUCAGCUCCUUUAUAAGGGAAAGGCCCUGACUGAGCACUUAGGGAGAUGACAGGUCCUGGAUGGUCCCAGGUGCCUGGAGUGACAAGGGACACUAGGUGUUCUCAAAUCCAGUGGACAGCAGGAAAUGAUGGGGCUGCUCACGGGGCCCUUGUGUGUGGCCGUGGCCGUUUUCCUGCUCCUGGUGGACCUGAUGCACCGGCGCCAACUCUGGGCUGCACACUACCCGCCAGGCCCCCUGCCACAGCCCGGGCUGGGCAACCUGCUGCAGAUUGACUUCCAGAACAUGCCAUACCCUCGGUACAAGGUGGUCCUGGCAACUUAUGGACCUGCCUGGCGCAAGCAGCAGCACUUCUCCAUGUCCACCAUGCACAACUUCGGCCUGGGAAAGAAGUCCCUGGAGCAAUGGGUGAUCGAGGAGGUGCCUCUGUACAGCCUUUGCCAACAAGGUGAUGGGCUGAGGAUGAGAUGGGCAGGGGCCACACUGACUGGCUGCCCCCUCCCAGGAUGCCCAUUUAGCCCAGGACCCUGCUGAACAGAGCAGUGUGCAAUGUGAUCUCCUCCCUCAUCUACGCCCACCACUUUGAGAAUCAUGACCAGCGCUUGGCCAAGAUACUGGGCCUUCUGGAGGACACCCUGAAGGAGGAGUCUGGCUUUAUGCCAGAGGUGCUGGGCUCAGGGGAGUCUGUUCAGGGUCACCUUCAUGCCGUUGGGCCUCCAAGGAGGAAGAUUAGCAUGCAGGGAUGAUAGGAAAGGGCAUUCUGGAGAGGACACUGUAAGAGGGAAGGCCUGGAGGUGAGCACAUCUCAAACAGUAGCAGGACAGGUGGGCCAGGGUCAGAGGGCUCCAGGAGAGAAAAAUGAGCCCGUGCCCGCUGUCCAGCUAACACACAAGCUGGAGAUUCCCAUGGUGGGCUGCUCCUUCCGGCAGCCCAGGCCAGCAGAGAGCUUGGAGGCUGGCUCUGGGGAGGGAGCUGGUCACUGGGUGGGACAGGCAGGCCUGGGUCCACCCUGGAGGAGGCUGGGACCUGAGUGUGGACCAGGAGAGUGAGGAGCACAGGAGGGACCCAGGUCCCCUCUGUGGC
This is a messenger RNA of Marmota monax (woodchuck), 2885 nucleotides long. Its product is annotated as cytochrome P450 2D6-like. Bases 1929 to 2336 code for a protein of 135 amino acids. The transcript is spliced from 2 exons. NCBI's taxonomy places the organism in Eukaryota, Metazoa, Chordata, Mammalia, Rodentia, Sciuridae. The record is from RefSeq and is a predicted model, not a curated record. Gene Ontology annotation, cellular component: intracellular membrane-bounded organelle; cytoplasm. Gene Ontology annotation, biological process: xenobiotic metabolic process; arachidonate metabolic process. Gene Ontology annotation, molecular function: oxidoreductase activity, acting on paired donors, with incorporation or reduction of molecular oxygen, reduced flavin or flavoprotein as one donor, and incorporation of one atom of oxygen; heme binding; iron ion binding.